UUUUGUCUCUGUCGAUCAGCUAUUUCAGGGUUUCCUAACCUGUGGCAUCACAUCGGCCUCAUAGGUGCAUGUGAUCGCAGAGAAAUCAUCGCUGACCUCAAAAACCCGAGCUGAAGAAAAGCUGGAGCUGAAGAAGAGAUAGAAGAAGAAGUGGAGGAGGAGAAGGAGGGGGAGGAGGAGGAAGAAAGAGAAGAAGAGGAAAAGAAAAAGAGAUGUAAAAGCAGUCGAUCAUGAUUCACUCAAAUCACUCCAUCCACUCAGUCUUCUGCUGCUGCUGCUGCGCCGUGCAGACCAGGGAGUUCAGCACCCGCAUGGAGCUGGAGGGAAGCACCUCGUGUUUCCAGAGCAGACGACACCCAGGACAUGCCUGCCGGGUCGACCGGUCGAGGAAGAAGCUCCCCCUCCCCCCUCCUGAGGGUGAGGAUGGUGAAGGUGAGGGGAUGCUGAGCGUCGUCGCUAUGUACGAUUUCACUGCCAAAGAGGACACUGACCUGACACUCAAACAGGGAGAAGAGUACAUCAUCCUCCACAAACAAGACCAGCUGUGGUGGAGAGCGCAGGACAAACACGGGAAUAAAGGCUUCAUCCCCAGCAACUAUGUGACAGAGAAAAACAGAAUUGAGGCAAACUCCUGGUACUGCAAAAACAUCACAAGGACAGAAGCUGAGCAGCUGCUGAGACAGGAGGACAAAGAGGGUGGUUUUGUGGUUCGGGAGUCCAGUCAGAAGGGAGUCUAUACUGUCUCUGUCUAUACCAAAACAUUAGGUUGUAACGGGGAUAUUAAGCAUUACCAGAUCAAAAUAAGUGACACCGGACAGUUCUUCUUGGCUGAAAGAUAUACCUUCAACAACAUACCUGAACUCAUACACUACCAUGAACACAAUGCCGGAGGUCUAGUGACCAGGUUGCGGUAUGCAGUGGGUCCUAUGGGCAGGUGUGUACCUGCCACAUCAGGAUUCAGUUCAGAGAAGUGGGAGAUCAACCCCAGCGAGCUGACCUUCAUGAAGGAGCUGGGCAGCGGUCAGUUCGGUCUGGUGAGGCUCGGCAAGUGGCGGGCUCAGCACAAAGUGGCCAUCAAAGCAAUUAGAGAGGGGGCCAUGUACGAGGAGGACUUCAUCGAGGAGGCCAAAGUUAUGAUGAGGCUGUGCCACCCCAAACUGGUGCAGCUGUACGGCGUUUGCUUGCAGCAGCGCCCCCUGCUGAUCGUGGCCGAGUUCAUGGACAACGGCUGCCUCGUGAACUUCCUGCGGCAGAGAGGCAGGUCCCUGAAGGAGCCUUGGCUUCUGUCCAUGUGUCAGGAUGUCUGUGAGGGCAUGGAGUACCUGGAAGCACACAGCUUCAUCCACAGAGACCUGGCGGCCAGGAACUGUCUGGUUAAUGAGCACAACGUGGUGAAGGUCAGCGACUUUGGAAUGACGAGGUACGUUCUCGACAACCAGUACACCAGUUCCAGUGGUGCAAAGUUCCCAGUGAAGUGGUCUCCUCCUGAAGUUCUCCACUACAGCAAAUACAGCAGCAAGUCUGACGUCUGGUCCUUCGGUGUGGUGAUGUGGGAGAUCUACUCGCAGGGUCGGACUCCGUUUGAGAACUACACCAACUUUGACGUGGUUACUGACAUCACCAGAGGAGUCCGGCUUUACCGACCGCACCACGCCACGCAGCCCAUUUACUCCAUCAUGUACCGCUGCUGGCACGAGAGGCCGCAGGGUCGACCGACUUUCUCAGAGCUUCUGGAGGAAAUCAGAAAACUGGCAGAAAAUCCGGAUUAACACCGACGUGUAUUACAAUGCAGAUUAUCAAACCGUUUUGUGCUUACUGUUACCGUGGAUGGAUGUACACAGACUGUAUGUGUUAUUGUAAAUACAUAUUUUUUCAUUAAAACCUUUUCACAGAUGA
Larimichthys crocea (large yellow croaker) is the source of this 1896-nucleotide messenger RNA. RefSeq names its product TXK tyrosine kinase (gene txk). Lineage: Eukaryota; Metazoa; Chordata; Actinopteri; Sciaenidae. Gene Ontology annotation, molecular function: ATP binding; protein binding; protein tyrosine kinase activity. The coding region runs from base 231 to 1769 and encodes 512 amino acids. The transcript has 16 exons. Gene Ontology annotation, biological process: protein phosphorylation. The record is from RefSeq and is a predicted model, not a curated record.